CAAAGUAUAAAGCGAGCGAGCGUCUGCGAAGUGUUCGACCCGCUUCUCUCAAGAUCCUUUCCAAGGCUCCAUUUCGACACAACACAACAGGCAACAGCUCAAUUGGUCCAUCAUAUAUCUGAUGUAUUGAUUUACACGAGAGUAGUUCUGUCCACCAUGAGCUCUGACGAUUUGGAAGGUGACGAUAUCUGGGGCGACUCUGCCGGGGAGACCAAACAAGCCGAGCCCGAAGAGUCUGCCGCCCCUGCAGAUGCCGAGGAAAGUGAAGUCUUGGAAGAUGACGAGACGCGGCACAUGACUGUUGGUGAGCUGCGACAGCGAAUUCAUUUGUUGAACAAUGAUAUUCGAAUCAUGAAGUCUGAUGUCCAGCGCAUCACCCACGAAAGCCGUGGUCAACGUGAACGAAUCCGAGAAAACCAGGAAAAAGUCAAGCUGAACAAGCAGCUUCCAUAUCUUGUGGCCAAUGUUGUGGAAGUUUUGGAGCCUGAUGCCGAGGAUGGAUUGGAGGAGGAAGAACGAGAGGCAGGAGACGCCACGGAUGUGGAUGCCCAGCGAAAGACUCGUUCGGCGGUUGUUCGUACUUCCACUCGCCAGACUAUUUUCCUCCCAGUGCCAGGGCUUGUCAAUCCAGAAGAGCUCAAGCCCAGUGAUCUAGUGGGAACCAACAAAGACUCCUACCUGAUUUUGGAAAAGUUGCCAGAAGAAUUCGAUUCUCGAGUUCAGGCAAUGGAGGUCGAUGAACGGCCCACUGAGGAGUAUUCGGAUAUUGGGGGAGCCGAUCAGCAGAUCCAGGAACUGAUUGAAGCGGUAGUGUUGCCAAUGACCCACAAAGAUAUGUUUGAUACUAUCGGUAUCCGUCCACCCAAGGGAGUGCUGCUUCACGGCCCCCCCGGAACUGGCAAAACCUUGCUCGCGAGAGCAUGCGCCAAUCAAACCAACGCCAUUUUCCUCAAGCUUGCAGGACCACAGUUGGUUCAGAUGUUCAUUGGUGAUGGAGCAAAGCUAAUCCGGGAUGCGUUUGAAUUGGCGAAGGCAAAGAUCAAACAGGGGGUAAGUGCUGGAGCCAUCCUCUUUAUUGAUGAGAUUGAUGCGAUUGGUACAAAGCGUUUUGGUGGAGAUCAAAGCGGAGACCGAGAGGUGCAGCGAACCAUGUUGGAGUUGCUCAGUCAGUUGGACGGGUUCAGCAGCAACGAAAUGAUCAAGGUGAUUGCAGCCACAAAUCGUCCUGAUGUUCUUGAUCCUGCCUUGUUGCGAUCCGGACGUCUUGACCGAAAAAUUGAAUUGCCUCAUCCCAACGAGGAUGCUCGUGCCAAGAUUUUGAGGAUCCACUCCCGAAAGAUGAAUGUCAGCUCGGAGGUUGUCUUUGAAGAACUUGCUCGAUCAUGCGAGGAUUUCAACGGAGCCCAAUUGAAGGCUGUAGCGACAGAAGCCGGAAUAUUUGCUCUGCGACGAGAGAGCACCGAAAUUAUGCACGAGGACUUUGUAGAAGCCAUCACGGUGGUAGCGGCGAAGAAGAAGGGUAGUUUGGAUUAUUUCGCUUGAGGAAACCACACAACAAUGCUUCAGUCUGCUCUCACACAAACAUAUGGUUUCUUGCCAGAGACAAGUAAACCUUUAUAACGACGCCGGUACUAUCUUUCUCAUGCAGUUGGAACUUGCCAGAGUACUGCUGAAUGUUCUAGCUAGAUGGCGUCGGAAGCCAGCAUCAUCCUCGCAUUCAGGACUUGCUAGGUACAAACACGUUAGUUCCUUGCUCGUUUUCUUCAAAAGCAUUUUAGGCUGUUGGGUGAUGGGGCGUACCGAACCAAGUACUGGUUGUCGGUGCAACUGGUACCGCAGCAAGUGUGCAACUCUGACGCGACAGUGUUGCCAAGCUCCCAAUACCGUACCGGUACCAGUGUGCCAGUUGGCAGGUUUUAGUUCCAGAAUUGGCAGACAAAUAUGCGGUGCAGCUCUGACGUGACAGUGUCCCAAGCUCCCAAUAUCCAAUUCUGCCAGUUGGCACUUUUUAGAAUUGCUAUCUCUAGCUGGCCUCCGGUACGGGUACGGUAGGGUGCGAUAGUAGGGCAGACGCAGAGGAUAUUUCAAGGCAAGGGUAUCGAAUGAUAUCUUUGGCCCUUCAAAUGCCAGUUGGCAUAGACGUAUCUGUUGGUUCCAUUGGUGCCGUCAUGGUCUUCCAAUACUACAGUACGGGUUAUUAACUUAAAAUAGGUCUAGCUAGCUAGCUUUGUCUCGGCGGCGCACCCACAGUGGCGCCAAUGAUAUCACAAUGUGUUCUGAGCUGCAUUUCGUACCGUAGCUCUGCUGGCUCCCAUGGUUGAAGUGACGGAAGAUACGUCAGUUUUCAAGGC
Molecule: messenger RNA, 2351 nt
Organism: Seminavis robusta
Lineage: Eukaryota; Bacillariophyta; Bacillariophyceae; Naviculales; Naviculaceae
Source: the annotation of a GenBank genome assembly